AUGAUUCCGAACAAACCAAGCGAGGUGCCUGGCUCCAAUGUCAGUACUGUGUUCAAACGCACAGAGGUAAUCGGGCGAGGAAAGUUUGGGAUUGUAUACAAAGGCUACCAUGUAAAGACAAAGCAGGUGUAUGCGAUUAAAGUACUGAAUUUGGACUCAGCUGAAGAUGAAGUGGAGGAUGUUCAGAAAGAAGUACAGUUUUUAUCGUCACUGAAGCAAGUACCCAAUAUCACACACUACUAUGGGUCGUACUUGAAUGACACCAAGCUGUGGGUCAUCAUGGAAUACUGCGCGGGUGGGUCGCUGAGGACAUUACUACGGCCAGGAAAAAUUGACGAGCAAUACAUAGGGAUAAUUAUGCGUGAACUAUUAGUAGCGCUUGUGCAUAUCCACAAGGAUAACGUGAUCCACAGAGAUAUCAAGGCCGCUAACGUGCUUAUUGCCAAUGACGGGCGGAUCAAACUGUGUGACUUUGGGGUGGCCGCCCAGCUAACGCAGUCCAAAGUGAGGAGGCAGACCAUGGCAGGGACUCCAUACUGGAUGGCUCCGGAAGUGAUCAUGGAGGGUGUGUAUUAUGAUACGAAAGUCGACAUCUGGUCUCUCGGCAUCACCACCUAUGAAAUCGCCACUGGGAACCCACCCUAUUGCGAAGUCGAGGCGCUGCGAGCAAUGCAGCUCAUCACAAAAUCCAAGCCACCCCGGUUAGAGGGCAGACAGUACUCUAGCAGUCUGAAGGAGUUUAUUGCACUAUGUUUAGACGAGGAUCCCAAAGAGCGCCUGUCAGCAGAAGAACUACUGAAAACUCGUUUUAUCAAAUCGUACAAGAAUCUUCCUGUUUCAGUGUUGCAAGAACUAAUAAGUCGAUAUCUGAUACACAGAGACAAAAGAUCUAGUCGUGAUGCAAGCUCAAAUAUAGAGGAAGAUGAUCAAGCGCGUGGUGAUACUAACGGGGUGGUGGAAGGAGAAGAUCACCUAGACGUCAAAUGGGACUUUGAUUCUUUGAGCUCUAACGAGUACAUCAUGGAGAAUGAUAUAAAUAUCGAGGCAAUACCUGAGGAGUCAAGUCACGAGCAUUUUAACUUCGCCUAUCCAGACGAAGAUAUGCUGUACCAGUCGAAUAGAAGGUUUUUCCAGGGCACCACAAUCGGGAAGGGCGGGAUGAACGUAACGAUGAAUAACUCAACAAUCCAUGCAUUAAACAACAAUACAACUUAUCAUAACUCUACAAACCUGCAGACGAGGAACGCAACUGGCACUACUAACAAAAAGUCGGAAACGAAAGCUUCGAAAGCUCUUCAGCAGCUUUUUGAAGAGACAGAUACGCUUAAUGAAGCAAGUGCCGAACAGGAGUAUUCAAGGGUAUCAAAACCGAACAAUCCUAUGCAUCUGGCGUCUCAUGAAGAUAUACUGAGGCCAGCAACCCCAAAUUCUGAGCGUCCUUCUCAUCCAGAUGUUAUCAAGGGCACUAUUUACCAAAGUCAAAGCACGCCUUCUUUACCCAUGUUGCAAACAAACUUCAGUCAGCCUGUUAUUGUAGGCCCCGCAAGCUCUACUGCUCUACCGACGCCCAUAGAAAUUGAAAUUCCCGAGGAGCUGCCAUCAGUACAAGAGAAAACAUUGGGUGCCUCUACCAAACCACGCUCUUCAACUGUUUCCGUAGUCACGAAUAAGGUUUCCCAGCACCUACAAAGAAGGCUCACAGUCACAGGCAAUGGACCCGGUAGAAGCGAAAAUGGCGGCACACCGAAAACUAUUCUAGAGGAUAAGGGUAGGGUUAGCAGUCUGGCACCAGCGCCAUUAAGUAAAAGUGGAAGAAGCUCGUCUCCCAUGAAAUUGGUGAGUAAUGGAUCCCCCGGGAAAGGCCCAUCAUCCAUGCCAGGUAUGCACGUGACAUCACCUUCUAUGAAACCAAUGUUGAAUGAGAAGACUGAUGUCCUCCUACAGCCCAUGAACGGAAAUGACAACGAGCAUGUGCCAACGAGAAUCAAUCGUGAUUUUAAGAAGCAGAAUCCUAAUUUAAAAUUACAGAUGCCAUCUCCGACGUCAUUGAUGCCCAACAAGCUUCUAGAAAACAUAACAACCGUGACUGCCAAUACGGAGGAUUCCAAUAUCAAUCAGUUUGGAUUUAACACGAGCACUACUAUGCUUCCUGUAGCGAUGACACCUGUGGGAGAACGCCCCCACGAUCCAUUCAAAAGAAAUAGAAGUACUAGCAAUGCCAGCAGAAGUAACAGCGUUGCCUUAGAAGGGUCUGUGACCGUUUCUGCGAACAGUGUAGCCUCUAACGCUACAACCAAUACAUCUACUACUAAUGGAACGCCUGUCGAGUCUGCUAUGGAACCACCUCCCAAGUUUCUUCAGAUGGAUAUGUUCUUAGACGCUCCGGAUGAAGCCGAUGAGCCCGAUCACGAGGACCGUAAGUUUCUUGUGCGGCGCGAAUUGGAAAAACUACUCCGAACAGUUGAGGAUGCCCUGCCCAUUAUGGAACAAGCACUCAAGGAUGUGCUGACAAAAAUACAUAGUGUAGAAGACUCUUAA
Messenger RNA from Lachancea fermentati, 2538 nucleotides. Lineage: Eukaryota; Fungi; Ascomycota; Saccharomycetes; Saccharomycetales; Saccharomycetaceae. The record is from the annotation of a GenBank genome assembly.